ACGAAAAACGGUGAAAAUUGAUCGAGAACCAGGCGUAAAUAGCGAUCCCGCGGUGGUCAUCCGUAGCCGGGCACGGUCGGUGCAGUGUUCUUUUUUGUUAGUUUCGUUUUCCGUCGAUUUGCGUGUUUUUUUCGCGUAGUGGUGCAGCAGCAACAGCAGCAGUAGCAGCACAGUAUCAUUCAUCAUCAUCAUCAUCGCCAUCAUCAGUGUCGUCGUCGCAGCAGUAGCAGCAAAAGAAACAACGGCAUCGACACUUAUCGCUAACCGUGACUUUUCCGUGCGAUCCUUACUUGGUGUAGAAGCCUAAUCCUGUGUGCGGCGAUGUGAAAAGAUGCUAUAUUCUUGUUUCGGCCGCGGUGUGGCAGCAGUCACGCAGGUAGAGAGCACCCCAUUUCCAUCAUCCGGUAGACGACGCGUACCAAACCCACCUCUCCAGCCGUAGUCCUUCUCUUCCACAUUUCGCGCGUCGUGAACUGGUACAGUGCAGUAGGUUGUGAAGAGUUAAUUUUUUAUUUUUGAGAAAGGUGUAGAGGGGGUGCGAGACAGGUGGCAGGCUUUAGUGAAUGUAGUGAGGUGGAAAAGGCGUCAAGUGGAAAAUCUGUCCGCGGAGAGAAAGUAAAUGUGGGAGUUUUCUCGUGCAGUUGGUUCUCAGCCUCGCAGUAGCAGCAAUAUUUUGGUUCGCUGACCUCCCUUUCAUACAUCGAUGGUGGCGGCAGUGGCGUGUGCGUGUGCGUGUGUUUGUGCGUGCGUGUUGAUUCGGUGUUUUCCGAAAGCCCUCUGGCGGUAGAAUCCUUCGACAGAGCUGAAGCGCUACGGUUGUGAUCGCCGUAUCCGAGCAUCCCGUGCACUGGCAAUGGUUGCUACGAUGUGUGUUCUAUGAAGCUGGCGACCACUAGUGGGCAUCUUUCAGAACACGCAGCAGCAUCUGCGAAAUCAUCUGGUGCAGACCAAGGAUCGGAACACUUUAUUCAGCUUUCGCCUGUGCAUUGACACGCAUUGUAACGAAAAGAGUGCGCGUGGUUAAUUAGAUCCGUCAAUUGCUUUGCCCCAGGAAGCUGUUGAAUAUACUCCGUGGAAGUUUACAGCAAGAAAACCUGCCGGAAAUUCAAGUUUUGUUUCGACAUACGUCUCGUCACCAGCAGUAGCAAUGAGUGAUCGAGAUGUUCCAAGCGUUCCAAUAACCACACUUGCUGGUCUUACCAGUCUUUCUGAUCUGUUGAGCGAAUUACCCAUCUCAGAUUCGCUGUCCGUAUCCGCGUCGCUAAACCGUUCGCUUCUGUUCCACCCGCGAGUGGCCGAGGAAGCGAACAAUCUGCUCGCCACACGGGAUGAUGCUCUCACUGCACAACUCGUUACCGCUAUCGAACAAACUAACUCCGAUAGCAUAGAGCUGAAGGACCAGUAUCCACAACCUACUGCUCCUGCCAAUGGCGUACCGAUCGACGGGCCGGCGCUUUUGCAGGCUAUUCAUUCCAGUAGGCCAAACGUUUUCAAAAGCCCCUACAAUCCACAAAUUCACCAAAUGUUCAGCAGUGCUGUUGCGCUAGGGGUUGGAAAUCAGCAACAGUUGGUGGCGCAGCAGCAGAAAAUAACUCCAACAUCACAGACACAGUUUUACAAUCUUCCCAACGAGAGCUAUACAAAUCUGGCGCAAUUACAACAAACGUAUACGAAUCAGCAACAAGUACCAAUCGAGCAAUUGCAAUCAGUGUUUCAAACUCAACAUGACAUGCAGCAGCUGCAGCAUCAGCAGCAGCAACUACACCAUGCACAGCAGGCUGUUCCUAACGUACAGCAACAGCAACAACAACAGUUACUGCCACAGCAAACACAGCUUCUUCAGCAACAGUUUCAAUUUGCCGCCGAUCCUAACCACAUAAUCCCUUCGCCACAAGCGACUAUUAUGCGAGGACAGCAACAAAAUGUUCUCGGCAAUUCCUUUCCCAACCUUGCUUCCCAAACGCCAACCAAUGCAGUAAUGAUCGGUCAGCAACCGCAACUGCAUCAACAGGUGAUUAAUAUACACAAUGUUCCAUACUCGUCCAAUUCUGCAGAAAACAGUCAACUGCAGCAGCAACAGCUCUUCCAACAGCAGCAGCAACAACAACACAAUCAAAAUGUGAUCGUUUCGCAUGCGUCCAACAUCGUGCAAGAUCAAUCCUUGCCCGCAUUGGAUCCGCAUCAGAGUGUGAUCCAACAGUCCGCAUCUUACACAGCUGCAAUCCAUCCGGUGGUUUCAGCACCUACCAGUAAUCAGGCGGUGCCACAGGCGACUAUGUUGCAACAAAAUCACUUAAUCCCACAACAACAGCAUCUAAAUGUGAUAAAUCAAACGAAUAAUAAUAUACACAGUGCCUCAACCCAACAGCACCAAUAUUCGCAACAACCGCAGCAGCAGCAUCUGCCAAAUCACACCCUUUUGCCGCAAGGACAGCAGUUAGCGCAAUCUCAACAGCAGCAUCAGCAAUCUCAUCUAAACAAUGGCAGCCCCGCCGUGGUCGUAUCUUCUGGAAUGAAUCAUCAGCAAGCCCUAUACCAGCAGCAGUCGAUGCCCCAUCAGCAGCCGCAGCAACAGCAGCAAUACACCAAUGCUGCUAACUUGGCGAAGCUUCCAGAAACGGCACCUCGGAACAACGAAUAUUUGCAGCAGCAGCAAAGCAAAAAUCUAGAUGCGCGAGGGCGACCAUCCCCGGCACAAGGGAGCACAGCGCCGGAAACGGUCAACACGUCAACGUCAUUGAACAUGCAACAGCAUCAUCAGGGCGGUGCUAUGAAAGGUCCGCAGCAGGCACAAACGGCACAUCGGUAUCCUACUCCUCUGUUGGGUCCCAACAAACCAAGACCUCCGGGAGCUGGUGGUGGCGGUGCUAGUCAACAAUCCAAUGCUACCACACCUGCCGCCAUACGUCCGAUCGGUGUUAGUGGAGCGUUGAUAAGCAAUGCGUCCUCUGGGGUGAUGACGAAUCGUCCCCCAGUACAAACACCGGUCCCUGCAUCUCAAUCGAGCAGUAGUACAGCAGCGAUGACACGACCAGCUCCUGCGAAACCCCAUAUCGACACAAAGCAUCUGAUGAACCGCUUGAUACCGCUGAGUGAAGUGGAAACCCUCAAGCUACCCAAAGUGAUCGUUAGCUCGGAACGGUUAACCGAAAAGCACACCAAAAUACUGCUUGCCGAUGAAGGGCUAAAGAAGUUCUUAGCCGAAGAGCCGAAAAUGGCCGCCAAAAUGGGAUUGGAAAAAAAGAGCUUCGAUCAGAUUUUCAGUAAAAUGAAAGAAGAAUCACGAGGAUCUUGGGCUCUGAAACGGAAGGCACAGGAAAGGAUCGAAGAAAACCCGGAGGAGUAUCUGAGCAAGCCGAAGGUACGGCGGGUAGAACGGCCGGCAGCACCCGUGGUGAAGAAGCUCAGCAAGGAAGAACUGAUGGCCACGAACACCUACCAGCGGUUCGUUUCGUUGAUGAACAAAAUAUUCGAUCAACUCGACGAAACGGAAACGCCUACCAUGGAGGAAGGCGACGAGCAGUACGAAUGCAUUCCUACGGGGCUGCUGAACAGCAUCAGUACCGAGGCGGCAAAGCUAAAGCUGCGAAAUGCGAUCGAUGCAAUACCCGAAAACAAACUGACCUUACUAAUUACGUACGCGAUGCGGUCGAUCCAUUCGGCGAAAAAUCUGAGCGGGUCCGAGCUGCAGGACGAUUUGGUUGGGGACGAGUGCAUUGAGAAGAUUCUGAACGCGGUCGAAGCGUCUCUGCUCAUUUGCUGUCUGUACACGAGCAAGAACACGAAAUUCCUGCAGGAAGAUAACAUCGACGCUAUCAUCAAGUUCGUGCAAUUUCAGCUGCGCGAAACGAUUUUCGCUUCGUACGAUCCGGUUUAUUCGGUGGAAACGAAAAGGAAAGCCGGCGAGGGCAAGAAGAAGAAAACGAUCACGUACCAGCAAAAAGGAAUAACGAUGCUGUACACGAAAACGGUCGAACUGUCCAAGCAGCUGGUAACGAUGUUCGAGCUGUUUCACUUCGUCGAUACGAUCGUGAUACACGCUUCAUCCCUUGGCGUAGAACCGUUUUUUGUCGACAAUAUAGAAACGUUGCAGUUCGUUUGUCUCGAUCUAGUAACGACGAUCUUUCAAAACGAAAAGUACGCACAUCAUCGGAGAAACAUCGUGUCGGACAUACUGACGUCGUUCGAUCGAUUACCGCACUCGAAACGUAACCUUCGGCCGUACAAGCUGGUCAACAACGGUGGUAACAUACAGAUGAUGACGGCUCUGGUGCUGCAGCUAAUUCAGUCUUCCGUCAUUCUGCCCGAAACACUCACACCGGACAGUAACGCAAACGCAGUUGGUACGAAACAGAGGGCCAAUAAUGUGAACAGUGCCGACGAUGGUGCGGGUGGUGGCAGUGGAAAAAGCACAGAUCUGUUCAUCUUCUCGAAGUACAACACGGCACUGAGCAUCGGUGGUAACUUUCUGACCACCUUUCUGGACAAAUGCAAAAGCCGCUCGAAUGAAACCGAUUUCCGUCCAUUGUUCGAGAACUUCAUCCACGAUCUGCUGACGACCGUAAACAAACCGGAAUGGCCAGCCGCGGAGUUGCUGCUGAGUCUGCUCGGCACGAUGCUGGUGAAGAAAAUGUCCGACAAGGGCGUCGAACAAUCGAUAAGGGUUGUGUCGCUGGAGUAUCUUGGCAUUGUGGCGGCUCGGUUACGGAAGGACACGGUCGAAUCGCGAUGUAAGGUGAAAACAAUGGAUACCCUUAUCAAGUACAUCAAGAUCGAGCAGGAAAAGGAAGGUGACGAGCCGCUGAACAACAGUAAGUUCCAGCUGGACGAGGAGGAAGAACGGACGGAGUUUUUGCAGAAGAUUUUGCUCGACUUUCUCGCUGUGAAUGCGCACGAGGGCAACGUGGUGUGGAACCAUGCGCGUCACUUUUACAUCACACAGUGGUAUCGGGAUAUGAUGCAGCGCAAGAAGAAAAUUGCUGAGGGCGAGAAAGGAUACGCAUCACGGAAGAAGGCAGCGGCGAAGAAACGGAAAAAGUAUCAAAGCGACUCGGACGGAUCGGAUGGUGCGGACGAUUCGGACGGUGACGAUGGUAACAUUCGCGAGGGUCAGGUCGAUCAGGAACUGAACAGUGAAAUCUUCCGAAUGCUGGACACGCGGAAGCAAUACUAUUUGAGUCAGGUGGCACCGUUUGGAAGGGGUGCAAGUGGUCGGUCAGGGGGCGGUUCGGUCGGUGGAAAUUACGAGAUUAAAACUUAUAUCGACUAUAGUAAUGCGAACCUGAUCGCACAGUAUCUGGCGAGCAAACGUUCCUUCUCGCAAAGCUAUGACAAGUAUUUGCAAAAGAUCAUUCUGGUCGUGCGGGAACCUGUGGUCGCGAUACGGACGCGCGCGAUGAAAUGUCUCGCAAAUAUCGUGGAAGUGGAUCAGCUCGUGCUCGCCCGUAAGGAUAUGCAGAUGGGUGUGCAGCAAAAGCUGCUCGAUACGGCCAUUUCUGUGCGAGAAGCAGCUGUGGAUCUGGUCGGGAAGUAUAUCCUGUCCGAUCACGAACUUAUUGAUCAGUAUUACGAAAUGAUUUCGCAACGAAUACUGGAUACGGGCGUUUCGGUUCGGAAACGGGUAAUCAAGAUCCUUCGAGACAUCUGCAUAGAGUAUCCGGCGCACGAGAAGAUACCGGACAUUUGCGUAAAAAUGAUCCGACGAGUGAACGACGAGGAAGGAAUCCAAAAGUUGGUCAUGGACGUGUUCAUGACCAUGUGGUUUACACCGUGCAAUGAUAACGAUAAGGCUGCAAUGGAUAGAAAAAUUACUCAGAUUAUAGAUGUCGUCUGUUCGUCGCACGAAACGGGCACACAAGGUUUUGACGCCUUACUAAAAACGAUAUUUGAACCAAAAGAAAGUAAAGAAGAUUCGAAGCUGAAAAAAGAAAUUCCUAAAACCUUGAUCAAAGCCUGCCAGCAGAUUGUCGAUGGUUUAGUGGAGGCCACGAUGCGACUGGAAGGAGCAGAGAAUACGCGGCUAGUAGGUUGCAUCACGGCAUUGCAUUUGUUUGCGAAAAUUCAGCCCCAGCUUCUAGUGAACCAUGCAAUUUCGUUGGAACCGUAUCUGAAUAUGCGAUGCCAGAACCAGAUCAUCUCGAAAUUUAUCAGCUCGAUAGCAGAAAUUCUUGAACAGGUCGUCCCACUAAUGGAUCAUCCAAGCGAGGUAUUUUUAGCAGAUCUUGAGUCACAUCUGAUGAUGCUAAUCGUCACACAAAGCCGCACUAUCGUGCUGAGUUGCGUUUCCUGUUUGUCUACGGUUGUAAACAAAAUCACAAAGAACUACAAAUUGAUUCGGGACUGUUUUUCCAAAUUGUACUAUAAAGGUCUAGUAUCGAUCAAAGACAAGCUUGCAUCGGAUCCAUCGAUUCCUAUUGAACAGUACUUCCGGCCACAAUUCCGACGCAGCAUAUUUACGGUAGGUUUGAUUAUGCGAUACUUUGACUUCCGACUACCAGAAGUGUACGGUGCGCCUAAAAGCGGCGAAGAAUCCACCAAUCAAGGUACGCACCUACCAGCAAACAUCUGCGAGGACGUGUUCGCAACACUGGCAUUUUUCCUUUCGUGUGAUCAUAGCGAAGUUUGCAAGGAAGCCCUUACCUCGAUGGGUAACUUUUGUGUGAAAAACUACGAAUAUCUGAUGAAGGUCGAGCUACGAGAUUACUACAACUAUCUCCUCACGCAAGAUAAAGUACUGACAGACAUGAAAAUAACGGUGCUGAAAAAUAUUCUCAUGUAUCUUACGGAGGCAGAAAAUCAAAUGGUGCGGAACGAUAAGGAAUGGUCGAAACAAUCGAAAACGGAGGAUCUGAAGGAAAUGGGCGACGUGUCCUCUGGCAUGGCGAGUCGUGUGAUACAGAUAUACCUGAAGGAGAUACUGCGCAGCUUUCUGCACCGAGAUUGCGGUGUGCGGAGUUGGGCGAUGCGGGUCGUCGAGAUAGUCCUGCGGCAAGGCUUGGUCCAUCCAGUACAAAUAGUUCCUUACCUUAUAUGCUUAAGUACAGAUCCGGAAAAAGAGGUGGCACACAGUGCGGACAGACAUUUGCAGGAAAUCGAUAAGCAGUACCCGGGUUUUGUAAAUAUGAAAUCGAACGCCGGUAUGCAACUGUCAUACGAGCUGCAGGAUCUAUUGCAGCGGCGAGACGAGACCAGCAUUGUACGGGGUUACCGGGUGAGGGAUCCGCAAGAACCUCCAUCAGCCAUGAACGGGUUCCUGUACGCACAGUUACGAGGAACGAAACCACAGCGACGUGGACUUAUUCAAUCGAUCACGAAGCAGUUCGAUGAAGGCAAAAUCAGCCUACGGCAAAUGUUGUAUCUGGCGGACAAUCUUGCCUACUUCCCGUACGCCGUGCAAGAAGAGCCUUUGUUCAUUAUCCAUCACAUUGAUGUGCUCAUUUCUGUGACGGGCACGAACUUGCUAGCGACGUUCCGAGAAGGAUUGAAGCCACUGCCGGGGACCGAAGCAAAUACCGAACCUAAUGCACAAAAUCCCCUCGAAGAUGAUGAUGACGAAGACCAAGAAGGAAUAUUGAAUCGACUUCCAGAAGAUACUUCCGAUUUGGAAAAUUGCAUCAGGUCAGCUCAAGGUUGCAUGCUUCUCUUAAUACUCAAACAACAUCUAAAGGAUAUUUACGGUAUCACGGAUAGCAAAAUAUCGCGGUACUCCCCAUCAGAAUCUGGCAAAAUCUACGACAAAGCCAUUCAACGAAGAUCCAACUCACUGUUCGAUCCCAAGUCAACGAUUACGUUACUGAAGGAAAACCGCAGCACUGGCGGUGUCAAGAAUGAACUGGAACGAAUCGAGCUGGUGCAACGAUACUUAGACUUCAAACAGCUUAUGCUGAGGCUAGAUCCGGAUGACCCGGACCUACUGGAUGAAGAUGAAAAACCAAACUCGGUCGCCGGAACGCCGGUGAAACAAAGCCUGCCGGCUGCAACGGCAUCAUCCGCCCAACAUAAUCACACAACAGAUGGAACAAGCAAUAAUGUUCACGUGAAUAACGUGCACAGCACUGUCGGUGGCGGCCCCCUGUCGGUUUCGCAACAGAAUGAUUAUAGCAAUCGAUCGUCUUACCACGGUGUCGUCAGCAAUGUGCCCAAGACACCGAAAACGGCAUCGAAUCGGCAACUGGCGUCGACGGCAACACGCAAAUCGGCUGCCAGUGGGCGCGGUGGUGCGAAGAAGAAGAAACGAAAAGCGUCCAGCUCCGAGGAGGAGGAAAGUGAUGCCAGUGACGAUGAUUACGAUUAAGAGCGUAACUCAUCUGCCAUCACCACCACACCCUACAUUAUCUACCAGCCAAAACAACUAACAAUAGACCACUGUUGGAUCCCUCCAUCCCCCUACCAGUGCGUUACCACUCGUUCGGAUUGCAAUCCAUACAAGUACCUCAUGCAUGCAUCCUUUUGGAAUGAUGCACUCUGUGCGGGUCUUGUGAUGAUGGAAGCAAUUAAUAUUCUACCCUUUUUUUAGCUCAUAAUAGCAUGCAUUGUAAUAGGUAUAGGGUCUGUGUUUCUUUGUUGCCCGUCUUUUUACUUCUGACCACAAAAGGUUACCGAGGUAAACCGGUGUGGCACUGUUCUAAUUGUUUAUUUAAUUUAGUUCACUUUAAAUUAUUGACUUUUUGUGUUAUUGUCCACUGUCUGCGCUAAUUUGCUUAUCCUAGCUCAGUAAUUCCUGCAUUCCUAAUUACCAUUACUAAAAGCUAUGUAUUGAGGAAAGCCUCUCACUAUUCAAUACAAGUAGAAACCGCAGCAUAACCUCUAUUGCAUUUCACUCUUUGCUUCACUUCGGUUCGUGUUACCUCCUUCUACAAAUCCCUAUCUUCCUUGUGAUUCUACCGCUAGAGCGAAAACCAGUAAAAUCUAUGAGCAUGCAUAUAUGGAACUAAAUGAAAGCAGCAAUGAAAUCAACGGUUGUUCUGAGGUUUAGUGAAUGUUGAUGAGAAUUUAGUUGAAAAGAAAGGGAAACCCCCCAAAACAAUUAUGAAAACAAAACAAUUUAUUUAAACACACGUGGAUAUCUUUCUGCUGUGAGCCAAUGGGGGACAAAAAGUUAUAGCGCUAUCUAAAAAAAUGCGCCCGCCCUAGUAACAAAAUCAAGAAGAAAAAAACAAGCCUUUCCAGUUGCAAAGGGAAGCGCAAAUGCGAGAUAAGAGUAAUUUUUUAAAAGUUUAUCAAAAUAUUUAUGAACCUGUUUGGAAGAUUUGCUAUAAAGAUCGAAACAAAAACACAAAAUGUUAGUAGAAGCAGUUGGAAUCGGGCGGUUUUUCACGGAAAACCCGUUCAUCUGGGUCAUGUGUGGGUAAUGGGUUUCCAGUGCAUACAAACGGAGAAUAUAGAAGAUAUUAAUUUAUACUGCAAAUUAAACGAAUGUGAACGAAAGUGAAUCACGGAUGAACAAUUUAGAAGAUAAAAAAUGAAAAAACGGAAAGACUUGACUGGGGUGGGUCAGAUUAGGGGUUUGGACUUAAGUGUUUAUUCUAGAUCGCGGAAGUAUGUGGUGGAUGAUUUAAAAGACGGAAAGUGCGCUGGCCAAGCCGAUGCUGCGAUAUGUGGCGGUGGAUGGAUGCAAACGAUGUUUUGUAACAUAUAUUUAAACAUCCAGUCCACAUUCGCGUCUAUUACUGAAUGAACUCGUUAGUUUAGAAGUGUAUGAUAGGAGUCAAUACUAAACACACAAGCACACAGCGGCGGCAAACACACAUGCUCCGAGAACAGUAAAAACAAUGCUGUACUCUAGAGAAUACUAAUAAUGUAAGUGAAUGGUUAAAUACCAUCCGACAAUUAUAGAUACAUACAUAUGGCGAUGUGAGAAUCGAUCUUCUAGUGCAUUCGGUAGAAAUGCACGAUUUAACAUCAAAUGCCCGUUCCGGGAUAGAAGCUCGACUUGGACCGUUUCCCCCUCGAUGAACCUAGGACAUGACUAGCCAUGCCAUCCAGCCAUGGGUACAAUAAGUCACAGAUAGGUCGCAUUGGUCCAUAAAUGUCCCAGUCAGCGGAAACCAUUGUAAAUAGUACUCGUACGAUUGUUUUUGUCUUCUAUCUUCUACUAGAGAUGAUGGUUAAGUAAAAUAAUACCAGAACGGACUGAAGUAAAUGCAAAUGUUUCGAUUGGCGUAGGAAGAGAGUGUGUGCAGCUAUAGCAGCGGAAGGCAGGGAUCUUCUGAAACUUCGCAUUGGUGUACGUGUAAUAAUUUUAAAACAAAUAUUUAAUGCAACACAUAGAAUGGUGGUAGAAUUAGUAGUAUUUGAAAAUCUUAAAGAGAGAAGCGCACUGAUGAAUAUGUGCUCGCGUGUGUUAGGGAAAGAUGAUAGCGAAAAGGCGAACAUUAUUCAUUUAUGUAGUAAAAACAGGAACAAACUACAUACAAACGGGGAGUAUUACCGCUUCGAUUCGGCAUAAACAGAAACGGAUUGGAAUGCAAAUAGUUUUACAAAGCAUGUUGUGUAAACGUGCGUGUACGAAUGAUAUGGGCGCAUUUACUGAUUAAGUAGGGUGAGAGAAUCCAUCGAAAAAAUGUCCGCGCUCCGUGUGUGUGAUUGAUCGGUGUGUGUAGCGUGUGUGUACGUAGCGCAGGUUUGUUUCAUGUAAAUAUUUGAACAAAAAGGUGGAUUGGAAGGUGAAAUUGUAAAAGAUUAAUGAGAAACCAGAUGGAUUUACAUUAGAAGACGAUUUAAAAACACAAAUCCAUUGAACCAGCGAGAAAACAAAUAUAUUUUCUCGGGAGA
This is a messenger RNA of Anopheles moucheti, 10773 nucleotides long. RefSeq names its product nipped-B protein (gene Nipped-B). NCBI's taxonomy places the organism in Eukaryota, Metazoa, Arthropoda, Insecta, Diptera, Culicidae. The transcript has 17 exons. The coding region runs from base 1148 to 8293 and encodes 2381 amino acids. The record is from RefSeq and is a predicted model, not a curated record. Gene Ontology annotation, biological process: establishment of mitotic sister chromatid cohesion; replication-born double-strand break repair via sister chromatid exchange; establishment of protein localization to chromatin. Gene Ontology annotation, cellular component: Scc2-Scc4 cohesin loading complex. Gene Ontology annotation, molecular function: chromatin binding.